Rhipicephalus sanguineus (brown dog tick) is the source of this 1264-nucleotide messenger RNA. Its product is annotated as WD repeat domain phosphoinositide-interacting protein 4. The record is from RefSeq and is a predicted model, not a curated record. Gene Ontology annotation, cellular component: extrinsic component of membrane; cytosol; phagophore assembly site membrane. The coding region runs from base 187 to 1227 and encodes 346 amino acids. Gene Ontology annotation, biological process: protein localization to phagophore assembly site; autophagy of mitochondrion; nucleophagy. NCBI's taxonomy places the organism in Eukaryota, Metazoa, Arthropoda, Arachnida, Ixodida, Ixodidae. Gene Ontology annotation, molecular function: protein binding; phosphatidylinositol-3-phosphate binding; phosphatidylinositol-3,5-bisphosphate binding. The transcript has 11 exons.
UACGAGAGCCUUUUGUGCUUUUGUGGUUAUUUUCAUUGUGCUAGCAGUUCUAGCUGCGCACACUUUCUGUCGCGCCUUUACAUUUUCUGUAAAUAUAUAAUAUAAUGAUUGGAGUUGAACCGGUUGAACUACACUGACAGCUCCCACGCUUUUGAAAAAGGUUGUGUCGUUUCAAACGUAGCAGUCAUGUCUUACACGGAAGGCAAAGUGCUCAGUCUUCAGUUCAACCAGGAUCAUGGUUGCUUCUCCUGUUGCAUGGACACGGGACUGCGGAUCUUUAACGUGGAACCACUGGCCGAGAAAGCGCACUUGAACAUGUCUCAGGUGGGCAGCCUUGCUACAUGCGAAAUGCUGCAUCGUACAAACCUGUUGGCUAUUGUUGGAGGUGGACCUUCAGCCAAGUUCGCCGACAACACUGUGCUGAUUUGGGAUGACUUGACGAAACGGUUCGUCAUGGAGUUCACUUUCCCGACCGCUGUCCUGGCUGUGAGGCUAAGGAGGGACAGGGUUUUCGUGGUGACUAGGCGUCAGAUCCACGUGAUGUCCUUUCUUAAUAACCCAGCCAAGCUCUUCACAUGUGACACGUGGGACAAUCCAAGAGGUCUCUGCCAAGUGACGCCCUCUGCUGCUGCCGAGAGGCACCUGCUAGUCUUUCCAGGUCAAAGGUGUGGCGGUGUCCAGCUUGUGGACCUCUCCGCGACAGUGCCUAGCAUGUCCAUGUCUCCAGUGACCAUUGCUGCUCAUCAAAACGACAUUGCGUGCAUAGCACUGAACCAGGAAGGCACCAUGCUUGCCACUGCGUCACAGAAGGGCACCUUGAUUCGAGUCUUUGAUACGCUGAAACGCAACCUGGUUGUGGAGCUGCGGAGAGGAGCCGACCCGGCAACACUUUACUGCAUAAACUUUAGCCAGGACUCGGAGUACAUCUGUGCUUCAAGUGACAAAGGGACAAUCCACAUCUUCGCCUUGAAGAACACCAAGCUGAACAGGCGAUCAACCUUUCAGAAGAUGGGAUUCCUGGGUCCUUACAUGGAAUCUCAAUGGGCUCUGGCAAACUUCACAGUACAAGCAGAGUGUGCCUGCAUUUGUGCUUUUGGCACUGGGUCAUCGGUGUACGCAAUCUGUGUUGAUGGCUCGUUCCACAAGUACGUCUUCACCAAGGAUGGCAACUGCAACAGGGAGGCGUAUGACAUCUUCCUGGAUGCUUGUGAGGACGAUGAUCUGUGAUAAUCUGCUACUUGUAAAUAUGUACAUAUUGUUAGUC